This is a messenger RNA of Podarcis raffonei (Aeolian wall lizard), 4149 nucleotides long. It is a transcript of the gene STON1, whose product is annotated as stonin 1. The transcript is spliced from 4 exons. Gene Ontology annotation, molecular function: clathrin-cargo adaptor activity. Gene Ontology annotation, cellular component: AP-2 adaptor complex; synaptic vesicle. Bases 231 to 2414 code for a protein of 727 amino acids. Lineage: Eukaryota; Metazoa; Chordata; Lepidosauria; Squamata; Lacertidae. Gene Ontology annotation, biological process: regulation of endocytosis; synaptic vesicle endocytosis; clathrin-dependent endocytosis. The record is from RefSeq and is a predicted model, not a curated record.
GGCCUCCCGUCCUGAAGUUUUGAGGAGAGAAGGAGGGAGCGGGCGGCGACUCUCCUCGGCUCCGCGCCAGGCGAGGCUGGGGUUUGGGUCCCGGCCAGCCUUCCUCCGGGCAGAGUCUGCCGUCUCCCUGCUGCGUCCCCUCAGUGCGCUCGUCGGAGCUCUGAGAGGCGCCCGCGCCGAUGAUUUGCAAGUGAGACUUCAGCUGUGUAUCUCCAACUUGUUCCAACAAGAUGUUUACAACGAAUCCUGCAAAUUGGGUUACAUUUGAAGAUGAACCCCUAUUCCAUUCUCAGAAAGCAGGGGGAAGUCAUAGUGCCUGCAAAGCAAAUGGGCUUAAACUCCAUCUUCCUAAAAUACCUGAUUCUUUGAGCCAAUCUCCAUCUUCCAGCAAUACUCCUCUCUCCUCUCCUGUAGUUGACUAUUACUUUAGCCCUGGACCUCCUAGCAAUUCUCCACUAUGUACACCCACUAAAGAUUACUCUGUCAGCCCUUUAUUUUCAAAAUCUGGAAUUCAGCACCUUUAUCCUAUUCCAGAGCUGUCAUCCAACAUUAAUAUUCUGCCAGUGGGUGGGACAUCUUCUCAAAAACUGACUGGUACCUCUCAGGCUCAGCAUCACUCAGAAUGUUCAGUCUCAGAGCCAUUAGAUGGUGCAAAUGCCGCUCAACAGGAAAGCGCAAAGAAAUCAGAAGAUUCCCUGGAAUCACAAACAUUCUUCCAAUACAUUCAGAAUGACUGUGCUUUUGCUAGUCCAUUUUGGUCAGAAGAUUCACCAGAUAAAUCCAUCAGUGUGCACAAAAAGGAUGCAAACCUUGAAAAGGAUAGUGGCUCUUCCAGUGAAAAGGACAGGUUCCCUGAUCAGAAAAGUCUCAAUCAGGGAUCAUUCCACUAUAUUUGUGAGAGGCUUGAGCACUUGCAAACUGAUACUUCAGAUAAUGAAAGGACUCUGACAGCCAUGCCAUACAUGUAUACAGGAGAUGGUUUUUCUUCGUUUCUUCCACACAGCCUCUUCAGCAGCCAAAGAAAAGAUGGCUGGCCUUUCAUGUUGAGGAUUCCCGAAAAGAAGAAUAUGAUGUCAUCAAGGCAGUGGGGGCCUAUAUACCUUAAGGUCUUACCUGGAGGAAUCCUACAAAUGUAUUAUGAAAAGGGCCUUGAGAAACCUUUCAAAGAAUUUCAGCUGCAGCCAUUUUGUAAACUUUCAGAACCCAAGCUAGAGAACUGCAAUAUCUCUGGGAAAAUCCAUACUGUGAAAAUUGAGCAUGUGUCUUAUGUGGAAAGAAAGAAGUAUCAUCCCAAAGCUGAAGUGGUUCAUGAACCAGAGAUAGAACAGAUGCUAAAGCUGGGAACGACUGAUUACAAUGACUUCACUGACUUCCUGGUGAUAGUGGAGGAAGAGUUAAUGAAGCUUCCUGUUAUUUCAAAACCAAAAAAACACUAUGAAGAACAGGAAAUGAUCCUGGAGAUAGUGGACAACUUUACAGGGAGGAUCACUAAAGCAGAAGGGAAGCUAGUUGAAAGUGCUGUCAUCACCCAUAUUUAUUGCUUGAGUUUUGUGAAUGGAAACUCUGAGUGCUUUUUGACGCUGAAUGAUCUGGAGCUUCAGAGGAAAGAUGAGCACUACUUUGAAAAGGAUGCGAAAAAAUGGAUUGAAAUCAUUGACUAUCACUUCCAUCAAUGUGUGAAAAAACAAGAAUUUGAGCAGUCAAGGAUAAUUAAAUUUACACCUACAGAAGGCUGUAGGUUAGAACUGAUGCGUUUCAGGACAUGGUAUAAUGGAGCUGAUCUUCCAUUUUCUGUCAAGGCCAUGGUGGUAGUACAAGGAGCUUAUGUUGAACUGCAAGCUUUCAUAAACAUGUCCUCUUCUGCUCUGACUUCAGUGCAUUCAAAUUCCAUGAAACCCUGUGAAAGUAUUAUGGUACACUUUCCUAUUCCCUCACAGUGGAUUAAAACUCUUUGGACCAUGAACCUCCAAAGACAGAAGUCUCUGAAAGCAAAAAUGAACAGAAGAACAUGCCUUGGCUCUUUAACUGAGAUUGAAUCUGAUCAUGUAAUACAGGUCUCAAUUGGAACAGCCAAAUAUGAAAGUGCCUAUAGAGCUAUUGUGUGGAAGAUUGACAGACUUCCCGAUAAAAACUCAAGUCCAGAUCAUCCGCACAGUUUGUCUUACAAGCUAGAACUUGGAUCGGAUCAGGAAAUCCCCUCUGAUUGGUAUCCCUUUGCCACAGUGCAGUUUGUGGUGCCUGAUGCAUGCGCUUCCGGAACUGAAGUUACAUCAUUGGGCAUCGAGAGUGACAUCCAACCCCAGAAACAUGUGAUACGUAAAGCAUGUUACAACUGCCAGGUUGAAAUUGAGAAGAAAUGGAUAAGGCUUGAUGGCGAAGAUUCCAAUAAAUGUGGCAGUUGUCAAAUGCAGUAGUGAGGAAUCGAACUGAAGAGUCUGGUGUGCUGCUAGGACUGUGGGGGAAAGUGCUUUAUAUAUUGCCUCCAAAUGAGUUCGCAAGGCAGUGGAUUACAGCAUAUUCUCUGCAGUUUGUCAUGUUGAAAGACCAGAUACCAUUGGAAGUUUGUGCUCCUAACUUUUAGCUUACUGACCAAUGUUAUCCUUUAAAAAGCUAAAGCACACAAAGUCAAUUCACAGUAUCUUGAAAAUUAGUGGCACUUGAUAUGAACUCUUGUAAGGCAGUUGCCUAUGAAGCAUUUAGACUUAACAUCAAAUAUAUAUUUUGCCGUGGUCCAGAAAGGUAAAUUAUAAAUUUCAAUUUAAGUUAUGUAUUACAGUAAGCCUGCAACUUAUGUGGGGGUUAUAUUCCGGGGAUUGCACCUAAAGCCAAAAUUGUGUACAGUCCAAACACAUGGGGUUCAGUGUGGGGUGGGAUUGCCAAAGUCAUUUUUUAUAGAAUCAUAGAGUUGGAAGGGACCCCAAGGAUCAUCUAGUCCAACCUCCUGCAGUGCAGGAAUAAGCAGCUGUCCCAUACAGGGAUCAAACCUGCAACAUUGGCGUUAUCAGCACCAUGCUCUAACCAAAUUAGCUGUCCAGGCUGAUUCCUGGAACCCCACCUUUCCACUCCCUUUUUAUUUAUUUUUUGUCAUGAACACAUAGCUGAAUGCAAACAAGUUAAAUGUGCAUAAGUUGUGGACAUACUGUAUAUAUAUAUUUGUAGGUACUUUGUGAAUGUAAUCAUAUGUCUUGCUCUUCCCAGUAUUGGUAAAUAAUGCAAGCCUAAAGUAUAUUGAAAAGGGGUGUCAUUUGGCAGAGCAGAUAAAAGUUUCAGUGGCUCAUAAAUGGGAUCUUUUUGGAUUAUUCCACUAUAUUAUUCCUGUACAGAGGAAUAUGUGUAUGAAAAAUGUUACUUUUGAAUUGCAAAUCUACACUGGCUUUCAGAAUAGUUAAUGUCAGGAAUUUAAUUCAUUGCUUUCAGUAUUUCUUUGAAAUCUAUUGCAUACAUUCUUCCACACAGGAAGGCAUGCCAUGUUUCAAAUAGCUAAUAAGCGCUGCUCUUUUGGCCUCUCCUGUUUGAAUCUGUAAAUGGAAGUUUUUUCCUUUCAUUCUUUGGAAGGGGACUCUGCCUGGGAUCAUGGGGGGGGGGAGGCAUUGUGGGUAAUAAAAAUUCUUGACCUGAAAGUAUGAGGCAAAGUUUUCAUUUCAGGAUCUUGGACAGAACAGAGUUAUUUUUAACACAUUGCCAACUAUUAUGAAUUAUUUUGGAUCUCCAACAGGAACAGAUGUUAGAUCUGGAACAAAAGCAUGUCCUGAAUUGCUAGUCAAAGAAGCUAUAAGAUCCAGGAGACUCCAGAAGAACGUGGAAAGCGAGAUGUUCCUUUGUGUUGCCAGCUGAGCUAGAGUUUGCUUAAGGGGUGUGCCACAGAAGACUUCUAAGUCUAAAGGAAAUAUGAAACUGUAAAUGCUUUGACAAUCACCUUAACCUUUUAGAUGCUGACUUUUAAGCUUGUAGGACAGUUCUAUUUGUUCCCUUGUGGGAGACAUCAUCUUUGUCCUUUGCUUUUUGAGGCCUUUCUUGUAUACUCUAGAAGCCAGAGAAGUGUCUGUCUCUGUUUUAAUCUGUAUUGAUGGAUUUCUGCUUUAUUGCGAUUGCUCUAGAUGAUAUAUUUGCUGUGUGUAAGUCUUUUUGGAAUAAAGCUGUAAUAGCAUA